Molecule: messenger RNA, 1075 nt
Organism: Medicago truncatula (barrel medic)
Lineage: Eukaryota; Viridiplantae; Streptophyta; Magnoliopsida; Fabales; Fabaceae
Product: non-specific lipid transfer protein GPI-anchored 1
Exons: 2
Coding region: 210-788 (192 amino acids)
Biological process (GO): lipid transport
Molecular function (GO): lipid binding
Source: RefSeq, a predicted model, not a curated record
UCAUUAAAUAGGAAACGAGACCACACUAUUGCAUUUACUCAUCAAUCCUUUCCUCACCUGUACUUCCUAUUCUCUCCUUCUUCCUACCUUCUUCUUUAGACUUUCUCUAACCCUAACCUAAUUACAUCCAUAUAUUUAUAACAGUACGUUCUUCACAAAACCUACAAUUCACUCAACCACAGCAUCUCCUAAACUAGCUAGCUAGAAAGAUGAAGAACCAACAACAUCAAAUGUUCAUGUGUCUUUGUGUUUUGGCUCUCAUCAUAGGUGGCUGUAAUGGAGCUGAAGAUUUGGCUUCAAAGUGUGGAUCAGUGGUUCAAAAAGUGAUUCCAUGUCUGGACUUUGCAACUGGGAAAGCACCUACACCAAAGAAGGAAUGCUGUGAUGCUGCCAACAGUAUCAAGGCAACGGAUCCAGAGUGUUUGUGCUAUAUCAUUCAACAGACUCAUAAGGGUAGCCCUGAAAGUAAGAGCAUGGGUAUUCAGGAAGAUAAGCUUCUUCAACUCCCUACUGUUUGUCACGUCAACGGCGCCAACAUUUCCGACUGUCCCAAGCUUCUUGGUCUAUCUGCAAACUCCCCCGACGCUGCAAUCUUUAAAAAUGCUUCAAAGGCAAAUCCUACUCCUUCAUCAGCUGCUGCAACCACCGCAACUCCUACAACUCCCACCCCGGCAAGCACAGGUGGUUCAUCCAACCUUAGACCUGUCAUGAUCAACAACGUGAUGACGGUGAUUUUGGCCAUUGUUCUUGCUGCAGUACCUGCUGGAUUUAUCAGCAUUUAUACAUGAUGGGUUGGAUGUUUGAAUGCUUCACCUAACCACAGUGAAAUAUGGUUAGGAAGUAGUAAAGUAUUGGUUGGUUGAUUUUGUUUGCUGCAUACUAUCUGUUUUUUCUGUAGGACAUUAUCUCUGAUGUGUAAUGGUUUCUCGAAUUAUGGGAACAGGCCAUGAUGUUGCCUUUAAUUUGCCUUUAUUGUGGACUUAUUACUUUUCUGUUUCCCAUUAAUAUGGGAGUAGUUUGUUGGUGAUAAUUCGGAUUUAAUUUCUUAAAAAUAUUCACAUCAAUUUAGUUCGUA